AUGUCAUAUUACGACUCGAACGGCCAGUGGUCCACGGGCCAGAACAACUGGGAUCAUCAGGUGCCUGCUAUCCGUAGCGGCAUGUCGGGUCGCUCGCCAUCUCGACAAUCCGAGACGGGCUCGGAUAGUUACACUUUCAAGGGUGCCAACGGUCCCACGCCCCAGGACGAGUUUGCCUUUUUCUAUCAAUUUGAUGAGGUUGAGCGAGCCUACGAGAACCUUUCCAAGAGCGGAAAGGCAUACGGCGCGGGUUCCCGACACCCCCGUGGACCCGUUGGAAUGGGCGGCUCCCGAUCCCAUGGUGGAAGUGAUUUUGGCGACAACCCCCGAGGCCACCCGCCCUCGAACCUCCAAGGCUUCUAUGCUACUCAACGCCACCAACCCUCCCGUGGCUCCAGCGAGGCAGAGCAGAUGAUGCAGGCGAAGAGGCGGAUGGCAGCGCAGCGGGAACGAGAGCUCCGAAACCUUCACACGGAGCAGCAAUAUCAGCGAACUGUUCUCUCCGAUGUUUCCUACGGACCUAAGAGCAUGUCAGAGGAGGAGACCCGAGACCUGAUUGCUCGCCAGAGGAGUGCUCUCUACAAGGAGGGCCCCUUCGCCGAGAAGGGUGGUUAUGUUGACGAAAAUGGCGUCGUCCGAUCCGGUGUCCCUACCCAUAGCGGCCCGGCCAGCCUUCGUGGUGCCUCUCCGUUGACUUAUGACGCGAGCCAGGACAUCGGAUCCCGCCCCAACAGCACGGCCAGCCCCCAGUCGGCCGCUCCCGGCUCGAAGUCGGCUUUUGAGAGCGCCAUCGGCCAGCCCGCCAACAGGACCACCUCGGUUUCUCCCGGUGGCUCCCCGUCGCGCCAGGACGGACCCGGCUCGAAGCCGAACCAGACCAGUGCAACCGUUGCGCCCAUUGGCACCCGGCCUUCCGGAACUCCUGCCAACAACGCUUCCGUCAAGCGAUCGACUACCCCUCUUGCCUCCCCUGGCGGUUGGGGCCGUGGCGGGUGGCCCCAGGCUUCUGGCCUCGGCGGCCAGGCCAGCGUCUGGGCUUAA
Messenger RNA from Parascedosporium putredinis, 1041 nucleotides. Lineage: Eukaryota; Fungi; Ascomycota; Sordariomycetes; Microascales; Microascaceae. The record is from the annotation of a GenBank genome assembly.